Aspergillus nomiae NRRL 13137 is the source of this 3270-nucleotide messenger RNA. Its product is annotated as mismatch repair ATPase MSH1. The transcript has 6 exons. The annotation marks the transcript as partial. Gene Ontology annotation, biological process: mismatch repair. The record is from RefSeq and is a predicted model, not a curated record. Gene Ontology annotation, molecular function: mismatched DNA binding; ATP binding; ATP-dependent DNA damage sensor activity. Lineage: Eukaryota; Fungi; Ascomycota; Eurotiomycetes; Eurotiales; Aspergillaceae. Gene Ontology annotation, cellular component: nucleus.
AUUGAAAUCAAACGCGAUCGUGUUACGACUGGAAUAAGUCGUCUGGGCUCGGUGGAGCUCACGAUCAACCGGCGCGUCGACACUCCUGCGACGAUAAAUGAAUCCUGCAAUUAUAUGAGAUUCCAGAAGAUUUCACAAACCUGGAGCAUCCUCCUGCAGCAGACAAGCUUCGUCGUUGGUGCAGGGCCGCAAGCUGCGUGGAAUGAUUUCAGUGGCGAAGACGGAAGCUCUUUUGUGAAGCUCGCGACGAAGCUCAACGACAAUUUCCAACGUUCGAUUCAUACUGGGAUCAUGCCAGUUUAUGGCAGUCGGAUUUCACACUUGAUUCCGUCGCGCAUCUCGCCUCUCUGCAAAACCGAUCUUAUAUUACCGUAUCACUGCCAGGUACACCGAACCAUCUGCCAUCAUGCCCGUCGUCCAUCGCUGCGCGUCGCGAUGCCUUCUCCAGCUCCAAGCCUCACGCUCCAACGGGGUGCCAAAACACGCUCUACUGUGAAAUUAAAGGAUCUACCACAAGGAGCAUUGAAGCUAGAACCUUAUCAUGAUACCGUAGAAGAUGCACCACGAUACCCACCGGUCGUACAGGGGCAUAGGAAUAAUAUGGAGAAGUUCCAGAAUUGUGUUAUCCUUACAAGAGUUGGGGGCUUCUAUGAGCUGUAUUUCGAGCAAGCUGAGGAGCUCGCGCCGUUGCUCAAUAUCAAGCUUGCUUCCAAGAAGACCAGCGCCGGUCCUGUUCCCAUGGCAGGUUUCCCAUUCUUCCAGCUAGACCGCUUCUUGAAAACCCUUGUACAAGAUCUCAAUAAGUACGUUGCCAUCAGCGAGGAGUUCGCGCACGACACGGAGGACAAAGCUCGCACAGGGGGACUUCUCUUCGAUCGAAAGGUCGCCAGAAUUAUCACACCGGGCACAUUGAUUGACGAGAAGUUCAUGGAUCCUGCGGAAAACAAUUUUCUCCUGGCCAUAUACAUAGAUGAACCGUCCUUGAAAGCACAACUAGAGCAGCAACAUGAUGUCUCGUCACAUCAACAUGUACUGUCAUCGGCGUCUCAGUCCGUAGGCUUAUCCUGCUAUUGCAAGAUCGGUGCUCGCGAGAUCUUGGUUGACCAGGGCAUUCAGGAUUUGAUCGGGCAGGAGCUGCAACUACUAGUUGGGCACGACCAUCGACUGAUGACGUUCUUCCAGUUUCCCCGAGACAUCUUGCCCAUGUCUCGGUGGGAUUCGAUGCUAGAAGCGCCCGUCGCUCCUAAAUCUAUCGAAUCUUUCACGCCGGAGGAGACAGCCGCUGGUUACAGCCUCCUGGAGUACAUCAGGGUUCAACUACAGGGCUUAGAUCUAAAACUCCAACCCCCUCGUCGCCGGCACUUGAGCGAAUCCAUGAAUAUUGACCGCAAUAGCUUGAGGGGGCUGGAGAUUCUCGAAACCGCUCGGGACGGCUUCGGCAAAGGGAGUCUGCUUCAUGCAGUUCGGCGCACCUCCACCAAAAGCGGAGCGCGUCUCCUCAGGGAUCGCUUGAGUUCUCCGUCGACUUCCUUACCGGUGAUCAACGAGCGCCUUGACCUUGUGUCGGCUUUCAUCGCCAACAGUGAGCUACGUGAUUGUGUGAUCCAGCUGCUGAAACGUAGCUAUGACGCUCAGCGCCUCGUCCAGAAGUUCACACUGGGACGGGGAGAUCCUGAUGACCUGAUUUGUCUCUCAAGGGCUAUAGAAGCUUCGAAAGAGAUCAAGCGGGUCCUUUCUGCCACAGGCUUCGACGUCCCCUCGUCCGCCCAGGCCAACAAUAGCCUUGCUGCUAUGACCAAUCGACUUCAUUUGGACGGGCCUACCAUACUCGCAGACAAAAUAUUGGCUGCUAUUGAUGAAGAGGGGCUGCUCCAAAAGCAGCGGAUUGAGGAUGAUACCGCCGCAGAGGCGGCGAUUCUAGCUCAGGAAGUCACCAUGAACGAAGGCUUGCCCACUGACCUCGACGCUUUGCCCAAGAAGGUCCGGUCCAAAAGCUCUACCCGAGCUGGCACACCUACCGAUGAACCAGCAGACGUCGACACCUGGAUUAUGAGACGGGAUGCCAGCCCUGCUCUACGUAAGCUCCACCGAUCAUUAGCCAAAUUGCAGGAUGAGAAAGUCAACUUGACACAGCGUCUUCGUGAUUCUGUCGGGUCAUCUACUCUGACCCUCAAGUGGACGCCUGGUCUCGGACAUAUAUGCCAUGUCAAGGGCACCAAGGUAUCCCAGCAAGCCCUUGAAGAAUUAGGAGUGACACGAAACGUCUCCACCACUAAAUCAACCAGGUCGUUCUACCUACCUGCAUGGACCGAGCUAGGCAAUCGAACAGACCAAGCGAAACUCCAAAUUCGGCAAGAGGAGCAACUGAUCUUUGAACGACUUCGCCGCGAAGUGAUUCUCAACCUCGUGAAGAUCCGGCGCAAUGCCGCCGUAAUGGACGAACUAGACGUCGCGUGCUCAUUUGCAACACUGGCACAGGAACAGCGCCUAGUUAGGCCCAUUCUGACAAAGGGAACCUCCCACAAAAUCGUCGGAGGAAGACACCCGACUGUCAAACUCGGUCUCGAAGAGCAGGGCCGACGCUUCGUCAGCAACGACUGCUUCUUAGGCGAUCAGGAACGCAUCUGGCUCAUCACGGGGCCCAACAUGGCCGGGAAGAGCACCUUCCUGCGUCAAAACGCCCUCAUCACGAUUCUCGCGCAGGUCGGAUCGUUCGUCCCAGCCGAAUACGCCGAGAUCGGGAUCGUCGACCAAAUCUUCAGUCGCAUCGGCGCGGCGGACGAUCUCUUCCGCGACCAGUCCACAUUCAUGGUGGAAAUGCUCGAGACAGCCGCUAUUCUCAAACAGGCGACAUCCCGCUCCUUCGUCAUCAUGGACGAGGUUGGCCGCGGCACCACCCCAGAAGAUGGCACCGCCGUCAGCUUCGCGUGUCUGCACCAUCUCCACUAUCGCAACCGAUGCCGCACACUGUUCGCGACUCACUUCCACGAGCUCGCAGACAUGACGCACGACUUUAACGCUCUCGGCCGGUACUGCACGGACGUCAAGGAGACCGCCUCGGGGUCAUUCUCAUUCGUCCAUCGGCUGCGCCAGGGCGUGAAUCGCGAGUCCCAUGCGUUGAAGGUCGCGCAGCUGGCGGGCUUACCGAAGGAGGUCCUCGAGAUGGCUCGAAGCGUGCGGGACAGCGCCCGUAACGCUCAGCAAUCCCGGUCAGCGGAUGUCAAUUGGAAAGCCGAAGCAGGUUCCUACCCUGCGCCACCUAGCGCAUAA